CAAGCGUUCUUCUAGUGUGUGUGUGCUGUAUUUCCAAUGCGUACUUGCGUUUGCUUGUUUUCAUUUCUCAUGAUAUACCUUAUUUCACAUUGCUGAAUGUUUUGAUGGAUUGGAUCUCAACGAUGAAUUGAUAUUGAACCGUUCAAAAUUACCACUGUGAUCUUGAAUGCACCCCUUGUGUCAGAAAAAUUAUUCCGAUCGGCAAUGAGGGCAAAUACAAAUGUUUUCCGCAGUGAUACACGGCCACUAACACACACCGUUAUUUAUAUUCAUUAUUUUUCUGGAUGAUAAAGCUCGGUUUGUCAGAUAAUAGGUUGAUACCGCUAAUCGAGAUAUGGCAGCAGUCAGCUUCUCCGAGGCGCUCUGUCAGCCGUGCGUUUAUCACGACAAAUUCAAAGGUAAGUCGAGCAUCAUUGACCCAUCAUUAUUUUGUUCAUUUAUUGCAUGUGCGAUUUAACUGGUUAUCACACGACGUACUGCUUUGAUUUGAAAUGAUUUAUGUUGUCGCAUUGUACACAGAUUCUCGCGUACAAUAGGGAUUCCUCAGUUCUACACAUUACAUUCCUAGCUAUCUGUACUGAUCUAAACGUUGCAACCCUCUGGGGGGGAAAACCUUAUGUGCUGAAACCCCUGUGGUCAGUUGAGCUGAAUGUGAAGAGACCCCUGAUGCCUGUCCACCUGAGUCCAGAGCAGGUGGGGCUGGAGAUGCUGUAUCUCUGUGGACAACUGGACCUUCUCAUCAGGGCACAGGUACACCAGUUCCAGGAGCAGCUGAGACAGGACUGUAGCCCUGAGGAGUCGGACACUUUCCAGGAGCAAGGAACAGAGAUUAUUGAUCAGAUGCUCCAAUGCUUAGAACACCUGCCAAAACCUAUGCCGCACCUGGAGGACUAUCUUGACAUGGUGGGUCUGUCGACCAUGUACCCUCGCGUGGAGGUGUUCCUCAUCCAGGGCAGUCCAGUAGACAUGCUGGAGAAACCCCCAAUGGAUGAAUACUUCUCACACAUCGGGAGGCUCAAUCAGCUACUAGUACUUAGUCAGCAGCUAGAGGAGGAUGUGAAACAUCUCGGGAGCCACAAAUACAUCGCCCACCAGCUGUCAGUUAUAUAUCAAGUGCUCAGCUCAUUCCAAGGUAUCCAGCCACUGUCGGUCCUGAAGAAAGAGAUUGAGGCGAACUUCAGACAGAUGAAGACGUCUUUGCUGACAGAGGAAGGCUCCAGGCAGGAGCCUCAGCUCCCAGCACACUACAUCAGCUGGAUAUUGGAGCUGACUCUUAGUAUAACAUCAACAGUCUCCUCGCUACCAGAGGAGCUCACUGAAGACCUGAGUCCAGCCAUGACCUUUGUGUCCCAGCUAUGACAUCACACCUGACCUCACAACACCUAACAUUGGGCCCAUGGUACAUAUUCCCAACCCGUGGAGUUACAUAUUACCAACCCGUAGAGCUGAGGGUCAACAUUUGAUAAUUUUUUUGAAAUGAAUGUCCGACAGACCCACCCAGUGAUUCAAGAAUGAUGUUUUGACAUGUCACUGUCAUUUUAUUGAAUAGGGUCCUGAGCUCUCAUUGGUUAAGUGGAUGAAUGUUAAUGAAUGUGUUCUAAAUGUGUUAGGCCAAAUGUCUAAAAAGAGGUGCUAAAUGUUACUGUAUGAAAUUCCAUUUUAACAAAUUAAUGUUUACAUUGGCCAAUAAAUUCAAUUGAGAGAUAA
This is a messenger RNA of Salmo salar (Atlantic salmon), 1707 nucleotides long. NCBI's taxonomy places the organism in Eukaryota, Metazoa, Chordata, Actinopteri, Salmoniformes, Salmonidae. The record is from RefSeq and is a predicted model, not a curated record.